This is a messenger RNA of Ostrea edulis (European flat oyster), 676 nucleotides long. RefSeq names its product mediator of RNA polymerase II transcription subunit 10-like. Gene Ontology annotation, biological process: positive regulation of transcription by RNA polymerase II. The record is from RefSeq and is a predicted model, not a curated record. Gene Ontology annotation, molecular function: transcription coregulator activity. Gene Ontology annotation, cellular component: mediator complex; chromatin. Lineage: Eukaryota; Metazoa; Mollusca; Bivalvia; Ostreida; Ostreidae. The transcript has 4 exons. Bases 39 to 452 code for a protein of 137 amino acids.
AAUGCGGCCGCGUAUAUUUCGGACCACUUGGAAGCAAGAUGGCGGACAAAGCUGACAAAUUCGAAGCGUUGGAGCAACAAUUAGAAUUGUUUAUUGAAAAUACGAGGCAGUUAGGAAUCAUUGUUAGUGAUUUUCAACCCCAAGGCCAAAAUGUCCUUAACCAAAAGCUACAUACAAUGGUGACUGGGUUACAAGAGGUAGAUAAGCUGAAAACUCAGAUGGGAGACAUUCAGGUUCCACUGGAAGUGUUUGACUACAUAGAUCAGGGGAAAAAUCCCAAUUUGUACACUAAGGAUUGUCUGGAAAAAGCUCUGGCCAAGAAUGAACAAGUGAAGGGGAAAAUUGACAACUUUAAGAAAUUCAAGGCCGAUCUGCUGGUAGAGCUGGACAAAGUUUUUCCACAUGAAAUCAACAACUACCGGGCGAUGCGGGGAGAUGACAAGCCCUCGUAAUCAGACAGAGCGUUCCUUGUACCUUCAUAUCAAUGUGUUUGUAAUCAGACAGAGCAUUCCGUGUACCUUCAUAUCAAUGUUUUCAUUCAUUAUUUUGACAUGUGAUUCGUGUUUCAAGUGAAAUCCUCCGCCUAGUUGUCAGAAGGAUGCAUCAAAUUCCCACUGACCCAAGGGGGAUAAAUCUUCAUCUGUAAUGUCCAAAAUAAAAUCUGAUUUAACUUGUC